AUGGGUAAGGGACACGUUAAGUUCGAUGAAGAUGAAAGUGCGGCCAAUGCGGCUGCUAUCACUGAUAGGAAGGAUGACAUGCAGGUAAUAUCAAAGAACGAUGAGCAAAUACGCAUGGAUAGUGACGAAGAAAGUGACGAGGAUGAUGCUCCACAAGAAGAAGGACUGCACUCUGGGAAAAAUGAAAUAGAAUCACGUUUUACUGAAAGGGAAGAGGCCAUAAGGUCGGAACAAUCACAGUUGAAGUCUAAAAGAAGGAAGCAAAAUGAACUUUACGCUAAGCAGAAGAAGGUGAUAACCGAGGCAGAGGUGGUUGAAGAGACAAUUGCUGAACUCCCCGAAGAACUACUAGAUAAUAUAGAUCAGAGGGAGGAAAGUAGUGCACAGAAGUUGUCUUCAAAGCAUAUAAAUUUUGAUAAAUUCGACGACUCUGAUGAAGAAGAAGAAGAAGUAGCCAAAGCCAUAAAGGCACGAAAGAGAAAGACGUUGAAGAAUUUGAGAAAAGACUCAGUGAAAAGAGGGAAGUUCAAAAUUCAGUUACUACCAACGACACAGGAUUCUAAAGCAUUGCCACCAAAGAAAGAAUCAUCAAUUAUAAAUUCAAGAGAUCGUUGGUUGAAUAGAAAAACUUUGAAUAAAAGGUAA
Messenger RNA from Saccharomyces eubayanus, 645 nucleotides. It is a transcript of the gene BUD21, whose product is annotated as Bud21p. The record is from RefSeq and is a predicted model, not a curated record. Gene Ontology annotation, molecular function: snoRNA binding. Bases 1 to 645 code for a protein of 214 amino acids. Gene Ontology annotation, biological process: rRNA processing. Lineage: Eukaryota; Fungi; Ascomycota; Saccharomycetes; Saccharomycetales; Saccharomycetaceae. The transcript has a single exon.